AUGAAAGUUGAAGUAAUUUAUUUCAAGGUCGCCAAACAAACGAUAAACAGAAUCCUCGCCAUCCCGCAAAAAUUCGCCGUGCACAGAAAUCGGAGUCUCAGCUUAUUCUGUGCGGGCUCUGCUCCACGUCCAUGUGUGUGUGUGGUGCCGGCCGGGGCAAUAGUUGAAACCGCGGCUGGAGACAGUGAGAGACGAGGCGGCGGCUCCGGACUUGUCAUCCAGCGGGAGGCGAUGGCGAUGGGGAUGAAGGAUGAGCGCGGUGGAGGAGCAGGAGGAGGGAGAGUCGAUGCCCCGCACCCCAGCUGUGACCCCGACCCCCGGCAUCUCCAGCUGCCCGAGGAGCCGUGGGAAGAAGAUCCCGGCUCCGACAGCCAGGACCAGCACGACACAUACAGCCUCCUGUCGGACGAUUCAUUCUACCCUCCGGAUCUACUCCCCCUGAGCGGCGACACCAGGGGUGAGAGCGAGGAAGCGCUCACCGUCUACCGGGCUUGUUCCACCAGCAACGCUAUCGGACUCAAGGAGCUGCUGUGCGGGGACCUGGGCGAGCAGGAGGUGAUGGAGAGGGACAGGAAUGGCAGGACGGGGCUGAUCGUGGCUUGUUACCAGGGAUUCAUGGAUAUUGUGUUCAUCUUGGCCCAGUGCCCACACCUUGAUGUCAACUGGCAAGACAAGGAAGGAAAUACAGCUCUGACCAUCGCUGCACAAGCUGGGCACAUCACGAUCACAAAUUAUUUGCUGAACUAUUAUCCUGGAAUUGACAUUGAGAGGAGGAAUGUCCAUGGGUUCACUGCGUUGAUGAAAGCAGGAAUGCAAGGAAGAACAGACUGUGUCAGAGCCCUGAUGCUGGCAGGUGCUGAUAUGAACGCGACAGAUCCAGGGAAGGGGUUUACUCCACAACAAUGGGCACAGUUUACUGGGCGGUAUGAAACAAUCUUUCUCAUGCACAAGCUCCUGGCCCAGCCCUGCCCUGUCCAAUUCAGUGACAACUAUAGACCUGAGUGGCCAAGACUGAAGGAACUUGUAGCCAAAGCGAACGAGCCCAGGAACUGUUUGGAGAAAAUCUGCGAAACACUCAGGUCGGCUUUGACCAUCAACUUUCCCCGCGAUCCAGAGGUGGAUGGACCACUUGACCACAUGGUGAGGAUGACUACGGCCAUCACCAGCCCCUUUGUAGCGACUGGUUGCAGGACUGUCUGCCCAGGCAGCCCCCCUUGCGUGGGGAAGAAAAGGUUCACAGUCCAGGAGAUACUGAAGCUGCAAGAGUCUCAGGGAACUAAACCACCCAACAAGGAUUAUGUUAAAUACCAAAAACUGUUUCAGAACUCGCAACUUGUCGUGGUCCCAAGGAAGGAGGAGAGGAGAGCGAGCCUGCAGCCGCUGAGGUCUACCUCUGCUCAGUCCACAGUUGUCUCCUCUCGCAGGGGUAGUCUCAUGCCCUUGAGCAUGCUGCGGUGGAGCAGUGUGCAGCCGGGCAUCGUGGUGCCCAAGGUGCGGGUGUACAAAGCUCCCACCCCCACCUACAACCCGGACAGGGUGCGCAGGAAGAGCAGCGCCAAGGGCAGCAACCUCCUGGAGCUGCCCGUGUGGAGGUACAAGGAGCUGAAGGACGAGCGGAAGAAAGCGGAGGAGGAGGAGAAGAGGAAAGCAAAAGAAGCGGAGAAAGAGAGAACACACAAAACUAUCACUGAAGCGCAAGUCGUCGGGUUAAGAAAGCAGAUUGGUUAAAAUGGGAUCGGAGCAAAACCAUGAAAAAGCUGGAAUCUUGCAUAUUUCUCUGGCCAAACGGGAAAUAUUAUGAACCGACAGUCCUGUGAGGUUUGUGUGGGCCUGGUCUUACUUGCAGAUUCACAGCAUUAGCAGUUGAAUGCAAUGGGUAGUUCAAAUGAUGGUGCAAGUUGUAUCAUUUUAGUGCGACGGGACAUGGCUGAGCAUUCCCUGCUCACUUAGCAUGUCUGAUCUUUCAUUCAUGCAAUCUACCCUAGUUCAAAAUGUCAGAGGCAGAAUAACUUGCGUCUUUCUCAUGAAAAUAAUUUUGAACCUGCAUUUAUCAUUUUGUUUCUCUGUUAUAGAUCAUGUGGUUCUGUUUUAAUUUGGACGGGUGCCAAAACACCGGGCAUUUGUAUCUGUAGGGUAUCCUUGCAUAGAAGGAGCUUAGACCAUAUUUACCUCAAGCACCCGAAAACAUUGAUCAUCACGACUUUAAUAGGGCAGAGGUCUGGGCUUUCAAUGGAAGUCCAGUCAUUAUACUAUAAGAGCCACGACAUGCUCCAAAACAUACUGGAAUCUGGUGUUUAAUUUACCAGUGGGUAUUUUACAUACGAACAGUGGAUUUGUUUUUUGAUGGUGAUGCUACUGGAAAGAGUAACCAUGAUCACACGAUCUUUGAAGGACAUUGAAGGACUACGCAGCAAACUAGUGAACCACACGAAGACGUUCUUUGUAUCUGAAACUGGCAGAAUGCGAUGGGAUAACUGCAUGGAAACCAGCUGCAAUUAUCUAUAUUUGACAAUUCACACUUUUCUAAAAAAAAAACUCUUCAUUGUACCUAUAGUGAAAUCUACCUCUCUUGUCUCAAUAGUAUCCUAUUGUCAGCUGCUGCUGAAGGGCUCAUCCUUUUACUGAUCCUCUCUGUAUUCACUGUGCUCAGUUCACCCAAUGAAAAGGCAGUUUUGGAGAAUUUGAUAUCUGAUUCUUCUUCAAAGUUAGGCCUACAACAACUAAAAUGACUUCUCUGAAGAGUUGGGGGAUGUUAUGUGUGCCGUAUUGAGUAAAGUCGCAGUUAUUUUUUGGAGAGGGAAGUAUGGCAACCUUAUGUUUAAGAAGGAACUGCAGAUGCUGGAAAAGGGAAUGUAGACA
This is a messenger RNA of Leucoraja erinaceus (little skate), 2859 nucleotides long. Its product is annotated as ankyrin repeat domain-containing protein 33B-like. The coding region runs from base 1 to 1728 and encodes 575 amino acids. Gene Ontology annotation, molecular function: protein binding. The record is from RefSeq and is a predicted model, not a curated record. Lineage: Eukaryota; Metazoa; Chordata; Chondrichthyes; Rajiformes; Rajidae. The transcript is spliced from 6 exons.